AUGGCGGAUAAGAAUGACAAAGACACCGACAACCAGGAGGCGUCGGUGUCGAUGUCGGCGUCGGCGUCGGCAUCAUCUCGCCCUGUCGGAACACCAGCCAGCGACUAUAUUUCCGCCUCAUCAGUACCUCCAGUGAGACCUGCGCCAUCAACCCGAAGAACAUACGGCACCCUGGAUGCAUAUACGAUCGAAUCAGCUUCCGAAACCCGCCUCGACGAAUCCCAGGAAGAUUUAUCGUCUCGCCCAUUCGUCUCCCCCUCUCCGGCCCCGGAUAAGUCCAGAAAACCCUCCGUUACCAGACGCAUGUCCUCCAAACGUCAAAUUCCCCAUAAGGGUCAGGAGUUCUCAACAGACGACGAUGUACAGGAGGUCGAGCAGGACUUCGCCUCCUUCCAGGCCUCCACCACGCAGCCUUCCCCAAGAAUUCGUCCCUUGCGUGCACAGAGCUCCACUCUCAGAAGACGCCCGAGUGCCCGCCCAAGCCCACUGACGCGAGCCGAGUCCGAUAAUUUUGACGGAAAUGACGCCAACUUGCCAGCCCCCGGUCUCGAAGCCUCGAUCGAAAUCCCAUCGCUGCGAGAGUCGGACGGAGAAGAAGAGGAGGAAGAGAGUGCCGACGAGCCGCAUGAUACGGAGAACGACGAUGACGAUGACGAUGAAGACGACGUGGACGACGCGAGUGAUGCUGAGAGCUUCACGCUCAAGGACCGACAGCAAGCCAUUAAUGAAACUCACCCGUUCGGUAUCAGGAUAUGGAAACCUGCCCUGUAUAAAAAGAGCCGCUCGGUGGAGAAGACCGCUGAAGGUGAUAUCCACUCAUCUCCAGGGGGGCGGGUCAGCCCUAUGCUCUUCUUGACAAACAUUCUUUGGUCCCUGGUUUUUGGUUGGUGGCUUGCGCUGAUCGCUCUAUUGGCUGCAAUCGCAUGUUUCGUCUUCGCUUAUUCCCUCCAGCGCCUAUUUUCGGGGCUUUCCCGAUAUCUGUUCUAUCCAUUCGGCUCCUUUGUUCUGCUUGAGACUGAUGAGGUUUAUGCGGAAGAGGAUGAGGGUGAAGGACGCAGUAUCAGCGAGUAUGAACAGUGGCAGAAUGGUGAUUUGGAGCAUGGUCGGCUCUUCUUUGGCCCGCACAGUGACCGAUCCCUCGUUGGUCGACGUCGAAAUAGUGUUGAUUCCGCCAGCGAGAAUGACAGUCUUCUGGGUCGAACACAGCGAGGGCAACGUCAGGAUUCAUCACAGUUUCCUCAGUCCAAGCGGCGCCUUUUCGGUCGAGGAGAGUGGACUAUGGGCCGAGUUGUCUUUUUCAUUUUCUUCUAUUUCUUAGUGGGACCAUUGAUGCUCAUGGUUUCGCUCGUUUGCUGGCUACUUGUCUUUUUGAUUCCGAUGGGUCGGGUGACAACCAUCCUUGCGAGCCAUCUGCGGCGACACCCUCUCGCCUUGUCAUUUCACUCCGAUACCUCAUAUGCUAGACUCAGCUCGGGGUCUUCUUCGCCUUCCAUCCUCCUUUGCACAUACCGAGCCGCCGGAACGAGAUACUGGAAAUAUACGAUUGACGGUACGAACAUUUUUUUCAUCAACUUGCUUGGCGUCGUCGUCUUUGUGAUUGUCGACUACUUCGUGCUCGAUAAAUUUCUGGGCUUGCAGUCCUGGCUGACCCACCCCGGUCUGAUCUUCACUCUUGCUCUUUUCUCCGUUAUUCCACUGGCAUAUUUCAUUGGGCAAGCUGUGGCCUCAAUUUCGGCUCAGUCAUCAAUGGGCCUGGGUGCUGCAAUCAACGCGUUUUUCUCGACUAUUGUAGAAGUUUAUCUUUAUUGCGUUGCUCUAACCGAGGGCAAAGCUCAGUUGGUUGAGGGGAGUAUUAUUGGUAGCAUCUUCGCUGGUGUCUUGUUCUUGCCUGGUCUUUCCAUGUGUUUCGGCGCUAUCAAGCGCAAAACGCAACGGUUCAAUGUGAAAUCCGCUGGUGUGACCUCGACAAUGCUUCUAUUUGCUGUAAUUGCUGCCUUUGGGCCCACCCUUUUCUACCAGGUUUAUGGCAGUGUAAGUAUCAUUCACCUUCCCUUGCUGAAUCGGACUGUCGCCAGUGCUAUUUCUCCCAAAACAGCUGCGGUCCAGGACUCGUUUUUCCAAAAGGCGGUCCAGCCUUAUGCGUGGUUUGCUGCCGUUCUCCUCUUUUUAUCAUACAUCAUCGGCCUUUGGUUUACUCUUCGGACCCAUGCUGCCUUGAUAUGGGCUACUGAGCUGGAGGAAAAGAAGGCUGCUCAGGCCGCCCAGGCCGCCCAUUCUGCCCCGGAGUCUUUUCCAUAUGAGCCAAGACAUCUGCUGUUCUCUGGCGGUGCUCCUGAAGCCUCUGGUGCAGCUACUGGCAACAAGGAUUCUAUUCGGGAGUCCCAGCUAUAUAAGCGCAUCGUGGGCCAAUCACUCAAGCAUUAUGGUCUGGAUGACGGCAAUGCCUCCGGCAAUUGUGAACAAACAGAGAAUGGCGGUUCAUCCUCCACCGAUGCCAAGGGAAACACGCCCCAUCUGGUACCUCCUCGGACAGCCGGUGCUGAUGGCUGCCCCGUGCCCAAGGCCAUACGGGGUCUUACUGGCGAGGACAACGAGCGACUUGUGCGUCAGGUCACCGAUGUUGCGGCGACUGCUGCUGCAAUGGCUGCCCGCGACGCGACUAGGAGUCGUAAGCCCACAGGUCAGCAAACUGCUGGACGCCAAGCUGGCCGGGCUAUGGCAGAUCAGGUGAAACCUCCUGGUGACGAGGCAGAUGCUUCCGGUAUUGUCGUCGACCCUACCGCCCAUGCAGCAGCUGGAGGAGGUCAUGAUGCGCCGAAUUGGAGUAAGGCCAAGAGCGCGAUCAUCCUAAUGGGAGCCACAAUUCUCUAUGCCAUUAUCGCUGAGAUCCUUGUCAACACUGUUGAUGUCGUGCUGGAGAAUGUGGACAUUGACGAGAAGUUCCUCGGCAUAACUCUCUUCGCUUUGGUUCCCAACACAACCGAAUUUUUGAACGCUAUUUCCUUCGCGAUGAACGGCAACAUCGCCCUGUCCAUGGAGAUCGGCUCUGCAUACGCAUUGCAAGUUUGCUUGUUGCAGGUGCCCGCUCUUGUCCUAUUCAGCGCCCUGUAUACCCGCUCAAUUGACCCAGCCGAACUCGCGAGGCAUUCGUUCAAUCUCAUCUUCCCCCAGUGGGACAUGAUCACCGUGAUUCUUUGCGUUUUUCUGCUGUCGUACGUCUACGGCGAGGGGAAGAGUAAUUAUUUCAAGGGCUCCAUAUUGGUCCUUACCUAUCUCGUUGUUAUCAGCGGGUUCUACAUGUCUGGUUACAGCAACCUCGAAAACAUGGGCAUCGACCGAUUCGAUACCCUUGCUCUGGGAACAAGCCAGUCCCAAAAGUUCUACACCAUUGGACGUACCCGUGCCGGUGCGGCCUAUUAA
Messenger RNA from Penicillium waksmanii, 3420 nucleotides. RefSeq names its product calcium/hydrogen antiporter. Lineage: Eukaryota; Fungi; Ascomycota; Eurotiomycetes; Eurotiales; Aspergillaceae. Gene Ontology annotation, cellular component: membrane; endomembrane system. The transcript is spliced from 6 exons. Gene Ontology annotation, molecular function: calcium:proton antiporter activity. Gene Ontology annotation, biological process: calcium ion transmembrane transport; intracellular calcium ion homeostasis. The coding region runs from base 1 to 3420 and encodes 1139 amino acids. The record is from RefSeq and is a predicted model, not a curated record.